AUGAGCUCAGUCACUGCUUCCACCUCGCAGACUCCAGAUCGCACCGGUUCAACAAGCACCGCUCGCACAUCGUCUAGCGAGACAGAGCCUCCAGAAGCGUCUUCCUCGACCUUCUCGACCGACUCGGCGGAACCCUUGCCCUCGUCCUCGAGUACCGCGCCACCAUCUGCCGACUCACCAUCUCGACUCGGCCACAGCUUCUGGUCUUCGUGGAUAUCGCCCUCCUCUUCCUCAGCAGUCGCUGCAUCAUCCGCCAUGGAGAAGCGCUCAAAACCUCGUCGCCCUUCUUUUGAGGAGUUCCGAGCCGAGGAACCUCCACAAGCCCGUCUGAUCCGUCUUCGCGGCCUCUUCGAUACCCUCCUCGAUGAAGACGACGAGCAGGCUUUGGCAGGUGGCAGAGCUAGAGAAGAAUGGAUGAAAUCGGCUCGUCGUGCUCGCUACGGUGCUGGUGGAAGCUUAGCGCGUGGCAGCCUCGCGCCUUCAGACAUCCGCAACUCCACCGUCGGCUUUGAGGCAUGUACCAUGUCCAACCGGUCGUCGUCCUCCUCUUCAGAUGCCUCUUCUCAGUCUGCGUCCGCAUCGGCCCCAACACCUGGGUCUUCAUCAUCAUCGUCGUCGUCCUCGGAAGGAGCCACCUCAUCCUCCACCUCACCCUCCUCAUCGUCUACAGAUUCACAGCUACCUGCACCUCCACCGCCUCCACGACAAUCAUAUGCCAAAGAGCUCCUCAGCCAAUGUCGCAAAUGUCGCGAAGACAUCGAGUCUCAACGUGAACGCCUGGCCAAUGAGCAAGCCAAACGACCCACCAGCCCCGGAUGGUCUUCUCCGCUGACCUUGCCCGGCUGGCUCGGCGGCGAAAAGGUAGCCGAGUCGGAAAAGGAUGCCGCGGAACCACCGAAAAGCACAUUGGCCACGGUGAAGGACAAGAUCCUCCCCAAGUCCUUGUCCGGCUCUUCUCCGCAAGAAGAGAAGCCACCCGCAUCUUCGUCCUCCUACCUCAGCUCCGUCGGAUCUCUCUUCGGAUACGGAGGAAAUGCACCCAAGUCAGACGCCGAAGUUCUCGGUUACGGCCACAAUCCACCCGACAUGGAACACGAAGCUGGAUGGACGGGCAGCGGUGUUUGGGGCCUUUCAGCCGUCGGUCACAAGAGACGUGCAGCCGACCGCGAUCGGGACGAGAAGGUGCGCCGAGGUCACAGAGUCGACGACGAUGGCGGCGAACGUCAACGCCAGAUCGAAUGGGAGGGCUUCCUCGCCUACGCCGAAAACAAGGAACGCGAGCUGUACAAGAUUUUUGUCGAGAUGGACAGGAACGCCGACAUGCAACUCGACGUGCAAGAGAUCCGGGCAGCACUCGACCGUGCUGGGAUCGAUGUGCCCCAGAUCUCGCUCGAUGAUUUCGUCGCCAGUCUCACCAGCACACGCACCUCAGGUCAUGCCAGCGGCGAAAAGACGUACGUCACUUAUCCCGAAUUCCGCGACUACCUCUUGCUGCUGCCUCGCAAGCCCUCGGUCCCAGAGAUCUUCCGAUUCUACCAGGUACGCAAGGCGUUCGGCCUGUUUGGAAUGGGCGGAAUCUUUGCCGAGCUCUCCGUAGGCUGGGGCACGACGGAGCGCGGUGCCGCCGCGGUCAACUUCGACGGCGAUGUCAGUCUGGCCGGAGAAGAAAAGAAGCGGGAGUCUCCUGCGGUCAAGGAGGCGAAACGCGCCGAGAAGCUCGGCAAGCGUCAGGAAGCUGCUGCUGCCGCCGCUACCAAGGCGGUUGACGACACAGUCGACUCCACCGACUCUUCUCCGUCGACCAGCUCUGGAAACGUCGACGAAGCCAAGCAAAAGGCAGCUCAGGACGCUGCAGCGGCCGCCAAAAGCGCACACGAUCAGAGCAUCGACGAGGAGGAGGAGGAAGAUGACAACGACAUGAUCCACGGAGCCGUCGCGCUGAAAUUCUUGGUAGCUGGUGGUAUUGCCGGAGCUGUAUCACGUACCGCCACCGCGCCGUUCGACCGACUCAAGAUUUACCUUAUCACCACCGCUGGCUCUUCGGAAGCAGCCGAGACAGCCAAAGCAGCCGUCUCGGGCUCAGGAGGUGCCAACAAAGCUGCUGCAGCCAAAGCGGCCGGUCAGGGUCUUGGCAUCUUGAGGGAAGCGCUGGGAAAUCUGUAUCGCGACGGUGGAGGCCUUCGAGCCUUCUGGGUGGGCAACGGUCUCAACUGUCUCAAGAUCUUCCCGGAAAGCGCCAUCAAGUUCCUCUCUUACGAGACGGCGAAACGCGCGUUUGCAAAGUACGUCGACCACGUGUCGGAUUCGCGCGACAUUUCUGGAACGAGUCGGUUCCUCUCUGGUGGAUUCGGAGGUAUCACGUCGCAGCUGGCGAUCUAUCCGGUGGAAACGUUGAAGACGAGGCUGAUGUCUUCGCAGAACGCCAAGACUUCCUUGCAGGGGAAUGCGUUGCUGGCCAAGACGGCCAAGGAUAUGUGGGCAGCAGGUGGGUUGAGGACGUACUACAGAGGUUUGACGGCUGGAUUGAUCGGCGUGUUCCCGUACUCUGCCAUCGACAUGUCGACGUUCGAAGGCAUCAAGCUGUUCUACAUCAAGUAUACGGGUAAGGAGGAGCCAGGGGUGUUGGCCCUCUUGUCGUUCGGCUCGGUAUCGGGCAGUGUUGGUGCAACGACGGUGUAUCCGUUGAACCUGAUCAGAACGAGGCUGCAGGCUGCCGGUACGCCGGCACAUCCCGCGACGUACGAUGGAUUCUGGGACGCGGCCAAGAAGACGUACGUCCGGGAAGGCUUUACCGGGUUCUAUAGAGGCUUGGUCCCGACGCUGGCUAAGGUGGUCCCCGCGGUCAGUAUCAGCUAUGUCGUGUAUGAGCAGAGUAAGAAGCGGCUUGGGGUUCAGUAG
This is a messenger RNA of Pseudozyma hubeiensis SY62, 2898 nucleotides long. RefSeq lists its product as hypothetical. Lineage: Eukaryota; Fungi; Basidiomycota; Ustilaginomycetes; Ustilaginales; Ustilaginaceae. Gene Ontology annotation, biological process: transmembrane transport. The transcript has a single exon. The coding region runs from base 1 to 2898 and encodes 965 amino acids. Gene Ontology annotation, molecular function: calcium ion binding; ATP transmembrane transporter activity. The record is from RefSeq and is a predicted model, not a curated record.